Molecule: messenger RNA, 3109 nt
Organism: Zophobas morio
Lineage: Eukaryota; Metazoa; Arthropoda; Insecta; Coleoptera; Tenebrionidae
Gene: SPoCk
Product: calcium-transporting ATPase type 2C member 1
Exons: 12
Coding region: 160-2970 (936 amino acids)
Biological process (GO): intracellular calcium ion homeostasis; calcium ion transmembrane transport; manganese ion transport
Cellular component (GO): Golgi membrane; endoplasmic reticulum; plasma membrane
Molecular function (GO): ATP hydrolysis activity; P-type calcium transporter activity; ATP binding
Source: RefSeq, a predicted model, not a curated record
UUUUGACAGACGAUGUCGAUGGUGGUGUUCGAUCAUGAGUGUGUGCAGCUGAAUAUAGUAGAUUCGUGUCAGUAUCUUCGUUUUGAAUUAAAAUGUAACAAGUGUUUAUAAAUCGUCACAGUUUAGAAUUAGUUAAUAAGUGAAGUUUAUUGCCGAAGCAUGAAAAAAUCACUAUCCAAUACGAAAUAUGAAAAACUAUCUCAGAAUUCUUGUAAAGAUCUAGAUGAAAAUUUCUUGCACUCGCCGUCGAAUACGGAACAGGCCAGUGGGCCUGCGAUGUGGCUGACUGCGGGCGAAGCCAGUAGUCUGCGUUAUGAAGAUGUCGCCGAUAGACUCCACGUAGACUUAAGCCAUGGGUUAAGUUGGCAAGAAGCAACCCACAGAAGACAGAUAGCUGGAUAUAAUGAUUUUUCAGUAAAAGACGACGACCCCCCUUGGAAAAAAUAUUUAGAACAAUUCAGGAACCCUCUCAUAUUACUUCUUUUAGCUUCAGCACUUGUGUCAGUGUGUAUGAAACAAUUUGAUGAUGCAAUCAGUAUUACUGUAGCUAUAGUUAUCGUUGUCACAGUAGCUUUUGUUCAAGAAUAUCGGUCCGAAAAAUCUCUACAAGAGCUUACUAAACUUGUGCCACCAUCUUGUCACUGUUUAAGAGAGGGUUCACCAGAUACGUUUCUAGCACGAGAGUUGGUACCGGGUGAUGUUGUGUAUUUAAAUGUUGGCGAUCGAGUGCCCGCUGAUUUGCGCUUAUUUGAAUCUGUCGAUUUAACCAUCGAUGAAAGCAGCUUUACAGGUGAAACAGAACCAGCAAGAAAGAGUGUUGGUUCAGUGUUACGUCCAAAUGGAGCUCAUUCUUCUAAUACUAAUAUAGCAUUUAUGGGAACCCUCGUUCGUUGUGGGAAUGGAAAAGGUCUUGUUGUUAGUACCGGAGUCAACAGUGAGUUUGGUUCGGUUUUCAAGAUGAUGUUGGAAGAAGAAGCUCCCAAAACACCUCUUCAAAAGUCAAUGGAUAGUUUGGGUGCUCAGUUGUCGAUUUAUUCGUUUGGAAUUAUAGGUUUAAUAAUGCUAGUUGGAUGGUUGCAAGGAAAAGCAAUAAUGGAAAUGUUUACCAUAGGAGUAAGUUUAGCAGUGGCAGCGAUCCCUGAAGGAUUACCUAUAGUUGUUACUGUAACAUUGGCGUUGGGUGUAAUGCGAAUGGCAAAACGAAACGCUAUAGUAAAGAAGUUACCAACGGUAGAAACCCUGGGUUGUGUAAAUGUGAUAUGUUCCGAUAAAACUGGCACUAUUACGAGAAAUGAAAUGACCGUCACAGUAUUGGUCACAGCAGAUGGUUAUAUUGCUGAAUUAACAGGAGCUGGCUACAAUGACCAUGGUCAAGUCUUACUACACAAAUGUGAUUCUUCAGAUAGAGCCAGAGAUAGUGUAUAUAAGUUGUUAGAGGUGGGAACGGUUUGUAAUAAUGCAGUGAUUCAUAACGAAACACUUUUGGGUCAGCCGACAGAGGGUGCCCUAAUAGCCGCUGCAAUGAAACAUGGAAUGUAUAACGUUCCAGAUCGAUACAUUCGUUUGCAAGAAUACCCAUUUACUUCCGAACAGAAAAUGAUGGCCGUAAAAUGUAUAUCAAAAUAUGAUAACGACAAAGCAGAAUUAUUUUUUGUGAAAGGAGCGAUAGAAAAAAUCUUACCAAAGUGUACUAAAUUUAGUUGGAAUGGAGGACUACAAACUCUCACAAGUAAAAAGGAACAAGAUUUUAUAGCAGAGGCCCAUGAAAUAGGCAGGAAAGGGUUGAGGGUGAUAGCAAUGGCUAGAGGUCCGACUUUGCAGGAUUUGACGUACAUGGGUAUAGUAGGAAUUUGCGAUCCACCACGACCUCUGGUGCGAGAAGCGAUCACCACUUUAUCGCAGUCUGGUGUACAAGUGAAAAUGGUCACUGGAGAUGCUGAGGAUACAGCUGUGGCUAUUGCACAAACGAUAGGGUUGGAAACUUUACCAUCACAAGUAUUAUCGGGUGAACAGUUGGACACUUUCAGUGAAACGGAAUUAGAUGCUGCUGUACCUCAUGCCACUGUAUUUUAUAGAGUGUCACCUAAAAAUAAACUAGCGAUUGUAAAAUCACUUCAGCGGACUGGUCAUAUUGUAGGCAUGACAGGCGACGGAGUUAAUGAUGGAGUUGCUCUUAAAAAAGCCGAUAUUGGAAUUGCCAUGGGUAAAAAUGGCACAGAUGUAUGUAAAGAAGCCGCUGAUAUGAUCCUUGUUGAUGAUGAUUUUUAUACCAUCAUAGCCGCCAUUGAAGAGGGAAAGAGCAUAUUUUAUAAUAUUAGAAAUUUCGUCAGAUUUCAGUUAUCAACAUCUAUUGCGGCUUUAUCUUUAAUAGCAUUAGCUACUUUAAUGGGAAUUCCUAAUCCUCUGAAUGCUAUGCAAAUUUUAUGGAUAAAUAUAAUAAUGGACGGCCCACCAGCUCAGAGUUUAGGUGUGGAACCUGUUGAAAAAGAUGUCGUAAAACAGAAACCUCGAAAUACUAAAGAACCCAUGAUAACUAAAAAAUUAAUUGGCAAUGUCCUUUUAUCUGCGUUGUUCAUAAUUGCAGGAACUUUGUGGGUUUUCAAAAAAGAGAUGAGUUCUGAGGGAAUAACAGCAAGAGACACAACAAUGACUUUCACUUGUUUCGUUUUCUUUGACAUGUGGAAUGCUUUGUCUUGUCGCUCUCAGACCAAGAGUGUUUUUCAAAUAGGAUUUUUCUCAAAUAAAAUGUUCCUGCUUGCCGUGACGUUGUCAGUUGUUGGUCAGUUAUUGGUUGUAUAUUUUCCACCUUUGCAGCGGGUUUUCCAGACGGAAGCUCUAACUUUGUGGGAUAUGAUAUUUUUGACGACAUUAACAUCCUCUGUGUGGAUAAUUUCUGAAGUUAAGAAGUUGGUGGAAAGAUGUCUUGAACAACGAGGAAAAGGUAAACGAUCUCCGCUGGAAUAUGUAUGACAUAAGGGGGGGCCUGGGGCGAAGUCCCGCUGCUAUUAGCUGCUUCUUCAACUUUUCCCCCUUUAGAUCGGCCCCCUUAGAAUGUGCAAAGAUAUUUUUUCUCAAUUGACACAAAUAACAAUAGACUUAUUUACACAUC